Molecule: messenger RNA, 2745 nt
Organism: Tetrahymena thermophila SB210
Lineage: Eukaryota; Ciliophora; Oligohymenophorea; Hymenostomatida; Tetrahymenidae
Product: transmembrane protein, putative
Exons: 3
Source: RefSeq, a predicted model, not a curated record
AUGAAGGAUAUAAAUUAAAAAUAUAUUUAACCCUAGCAAAUCAAUCUUAAAUAUGUAAAAAGCCACGGUGGAGAUUAGCAAGAAUUAAACGGCUCUGUAGAAUAUUCAAUUGAUAAUAGCUAGAUUCAAGGAAACUCUGUUAUUGAAAAUUAAAAUGAUACACCUUCUAAAAUAAUUCACAAUAGAAAUAUUUUAGUUUAGAAUGCUCAAACAAUAAUUAUUUAAAAUGUAAAAUCAGAAACUUAAAUUUGCUAACCUUCAAAAGAAAUAAAAUAAUAAGAUACAAAUAAGUUGUAAAAUUAGCAGACUUCACAAUAGUCUUCGCUGAAUUUGAGUAUAUCAAGCUUAGAGAUAGAUCCUAACAAUUCAAAAUUAAAAGAAUUUUUAUAUAAUAUAGUUUUUUUAAUCCUACUGCAAAUCAUAGGACCGUUUAUUUCUUCAUAUGUUUUGUGGAAAUAUAAAGUCUUAGAUAACUUGCCAUUAAAAAUAAAAGUGGCCACAAUAAUUCAAAUUUUAUCAAAAACAACUAUAUUGAGCAUUAUGAGUUGGAUUAUGAUAAUAUUUUUAAUAAAAGGAGAAGACUUAGCUUCACCACAAGAUUUUCUCUAUUAUAAGUUAGAGUUUAUUGUAAAUUCUGUAGGAAUCAGUGUUGCUACUUUAGGAGGAGCUCUUUUAGGUAAAAGCGCUCUUUUUAACAAUAAAUUCUUCUCAGAAUUAUAUUAUUUGAGUGAAGCAAAAGUAAAAAAGAUGAUGAAUAAGAGCACAAGUCAAUCUAAAAUUAGUAAUAUUAAAACUGGCUUUUUUAGCUCACUUCAUAAGACUUUUACUAAAAAUAUAUGCACUAAUUAAACUUUUACUGCUAGCCAUCCGUUAAACAGCUAGUAUAAUGAUGUUAAAUUAGGAGUAUUUGAAAAUAUCUAAAGAGAAAGAAAAAUUGAAGAGAGAAUGGUGAAAGUUAUGAAGCAGUUGUUCAUCGACAGUUAAACUUUUACUUUUAUUUUACUCCCCUUUUCUCUAGAAAAUCCCCUUUAAAAAUAAAUAGAAUAAGAACAAAAGAAUUAAAUUUAAAAGUAGCAUGAUAAACUUUAGAAAAGCACAGAAAAAGUUAAUUAAAAUAAAUAGUAAAAAGUUGGAGAAACUUAAAAUAGAUUCAAAAGGCUUCAAACUAUUAAAAUUUAAGAAAUAUAAUGUGAUGAAAAUACCUCUCAAAACCCUACAAAUGAAUAACCAAAUGAUCAAGAAAUAAAUAAUGAGCAAAAUAGUUUACCUAAAAUUAAUGGUAGAAAAUUGUGUAAUGAGCUUUUAAUAUUCUGCGAGAAAUAGGAAUCAUUAAAUCCAAACUACUUUAAAAAAACUUGUUUUAUAUCUUUUAUUCUUCUAAAAGGAUUUCUACCUUGUAUCUUUAGACUGUAUGAUGGAUUAAACUUUUAUGGUGAUAAUGUAUUUGUUGGAGUAAUUUGCUAAUUAAAUCGUCAAAUGAUUUAUACUAUAUUUAUUGGAUUUUUGCUCUUCAGUAUAGAUCUUGAUGUAAUGAAUGGUUAUACUUGUCUCACUAAUAAAUUAAUUGACUAUUCUCACUAUCUUGAAGAUGAUAGUGCUAAAGAUAAUCUAAAAAAAGAUAAGAAAAUUAAACAUGACCAAGUAAUAGAAUAGCAAGAGAGCUAAAAUACUAAAAAUAGAUAAAAAAAAAUUAUUCAAGAUAAAAAUUUAUUAAAUCCUAAAAAAGAAAAUCAAUAGGAGUAAAGCAGUUCUCCAAAAGACGUAAAGCUCUAAAUAUAAGCUAAUUAAGAUAAUUUGCAAUAAAAUAACACAUGCUUAGCUUAGAAUAAUAAUCCUAUCCCUAACGAGUAGAAUAAUUUGAGAUGUUAGGAAUAUUUUUUAGACUCUGCUAAAGAUAAAGAGUAAUAAAAUAAACUAAGUAGUACUUAGGAAUAGAAAUUAUGUUGUAAACAAGCAGAGAAUAGCAUCACUAAAGAAUGUGAUUGCCUAGAUAAAUCAGCCUCUUAUCAUGAGUAGGAAGAAAUUGAUGAUAUAUUUGGGUAAUCUGAUUUAACUCCUUCUAUAGAUUUUACAGAUAUCCACAGCUUGAUCUCUUGGAAUAACAUGAGAAAACUUGGAUUCCAUUACAAGUAGAAAGAUAUUAUUCUAAUUGACCGUAUCAGUAUAGUAUUUUGCCUUGAAUUAAUUAUUAUUUUAUCAAUUUUUCUGCUAAAUUAUUUCGAUUUACUAUAAUUUGGAGAAGAAUACAAACAAACGUGGCUCAUCCUUAUGAUAUUGCUAGAUUCUGUAGUAGUGAUUUACACUUAACUGAACAGGGUGCAUCUGUAAACAGAAAUAAAUAAAAGCUUUUUAUCCUCUGUGAAAGCAAUAAUGAAAGUUUAGUAUUUAUUGUAGUAAAGUCACUUAAUUGAUGUCUAAAAGUAAAUUUUAAUCAAUAAAUUUAAAAAGAAAGACACAAAUAAAGAUGAUUAAAUAUUACAAUUCUUUCUUAAAAUAAAAUCUAAAAUGCUGAAACAGGAAUAGAUUGAUAAUAAUUAUUAUAAUAAAAUUAUGAAAAUUGUUUAAUUUAUUUAAAACGAUAUUAAACACGAUCUAGAAAAUGAUUAACUCUAAUUCCUAGGUUUAAUCAAAGCUACUCCUGCAUUUGAAGCUACUCUUUUUACAGGUGUUGUAGGUUUGAUUUAUUGGUUAUUUAGAAUAUAUAUGAAAUAUAGUAAAGUAGACAUUGGUUUACUGGGUUAAUGA